Molecule: messenger RNA, 2446 nt
Organism: Lecanosticta acicola
Lineage: Eukaryota; Fungi; Ascomycota; Dothideomycetes; Mycosphaerellales; Mycosphaerellaceae
Source: the annotation of a GenBank genome assembly
AUGGCCAACGUAAACGAGGUCAUCGAUCGCCAGAUCGAUCCUAUGGUACGUCGUGGAGCUGCAAGAGCGCUCGUCCUCCUCUCCCAGCUGACCUCGCACAGGGACACAUCAAUCCGGAUGUCCCAGCUCUCACCGAGAAGCAGAAUGUCUUCAGCGUCCCCGACGACCAGUCCUCCUCGGGCAAUGACAAGGAAUUCGAAUUCGAGAAGACGACGACCACCUAUGUCGGCGAGCUGGAGGAGGCAGAGCUGAAGGCGGAGGACCUCGAGCGCAGCACAGACCCGUUCACUCCCUUCGACGACCUGCCGGAGGAACGACACUACAUUGUGACCGUCCGUGCCGUUCUUCUCGGCGUCGUCUGUGGCGCCCUGGUGAAUGCCUCCAACAUUUACCUGGGUCUGAAGACGGGUUGGACGUUCGGUGCCUCGCUCUUUGGUGCCAUUAUCGGUUUCGCAGUCCUGAAGCCGCUGGGGAGAGCGCUGCCCGAGUCCUUUCCCAUCUUGGGAGGCGCCUUCGGUCCUCGCGAAAACAAUAUUGUCCAGACAGCCGCGACUGCUGCUGGUGGUCUGUCCAGUGUCUUCAUCUCGGGCAUUCCAGCUCUGUACCAGCUGAACCUGCUCUCGACUCCCAAGGAGGACUUCACUCGUCUCAUCACCCUGACCAUCGUUGGGGGCUACUUCGGAUUCGCCUUCUCCACUCCGCUGCGAAAGUUCUUCAUCAUCUACGUCGCUCGGGAGUUGAAGCUGGUCUUCCCCACGCCAUCGGCCACCGCCAUGACCAUUCGAAGCAUGCACAUGGCCGCGACGGGUGAGGCGAUUGCCAAGCUGAAGAUGAGGGCUCUCGGCUUUGCCUUCUCCGCUGCCUUCCUGCUCCGUGUCGUCUCACAAUAUGCCACGGGCAUCCUGUGGGACUGGCACUUCUUCACCUGGAUCUACAUUUGGUCUGGCUACAGCGACUCUGCUCUCGCAGCCGAAAACUGGGGCUGGGUGCUCGAAUGGACUCCAGCUUUCAUCGGCGCUGGCAUGCUCGUCGGCCUGAACACUGCCAUUUCUUUCUACGCUGGCUCUGUUCUCGCCUGGGGUAUCAUCGGGCCGUCACUCGUGGCCAGCGGCGCCGCCUUCGGUACCCAACUCUACCCGGAGAGCGAGUACCCCGACUCGUACCAGCACUGGCGUCCCCUCAUCAGCUACGCCUCUCUCGGCACGAAAGCUGCCACCAAGACCACUCCCAGCCCGCGCUUCUGGCUGCUGUGGCCUGGUGUCUUGCUCAUGAUCGUCGUCUCCUUCGUCGAGCUCGGUCUUCAGUACAAGGUCUUCUUCUACGUCUGCAAAGCCGUCUACCGCGGCUCCUGCGCCGGUGUCGCCGCCGGUCUCCGCAAGAUGGGCAGGCCAAACCCCAGCCUUGAAGCCAAGGGCUCGCAGAGCAAAGAUCAACUCGUCCAGGACUUCGCCCGGGAGGAGGAACUCGUCAAGUGGUGGAUGUGGCUCCCCCUCCUCAUUCUCGUCAUCAUCUGCACUUGCGUCGUCAUGGCCGUGCAAUUCGACAUGCCCGUCGGAAUGUCCCUGCUCUCCAUUUUCCUGGCCUUCUUCUUCUCCUUCCUCGCGGUGCAGUGUACGGGCGUCACCGAUAUCACCCCUCUGACCGCCGCUUCCAAGGCCUCUCAGAUCGUCCUCGGAGGCGCUACCAAGGGCGAACACUGGCAGACCCAACACGCUCAGCGUCUCAACCUUCUCGGAGGCUCCCUCGCUUCCAUCGGCGCCGGCCAAGCUGCCGAUCUCACAUCGGAUUUCCGCGUAGGCUUCCUGCUCAAGACCUCGCCCAAGCAACAAUGGAUGGCACAGGGUCUCGGCACCAUUGUCGCCGUUUUCCUCGCCCCGGCACUGUUCAUGCUCUUCGCAAAGGCAUACCCUUGCAUCCUGGACGUCAACGCGGAGACCUGUCCCUUCACCGCGCCCUCCGUCUCGGCCUGGAGAGCGGUGGCCGUCGCCAUGACGGAUAAGACCUUCCCCGUCCCCACCUCUUCUGGCAUCUUCUCCAUCAUCUUCGCCAUCUUCGGCGCCGCCAUGAUCGUGAUCCGCCAUUAUGCCUACCGCGGCAAGUGGGAGAAAUACCGAGUCUACCACCCCAAUAUGAUGUGUAUCGGUGCGUCCUCCUUCCCUUCUUCCACACUGACACACAUGCUAACGAUUUUUUCCCUUUUCCAGGCCUCGCCUUCGUCCUCCCCCAGACCUACUACGGCCUCGCCAUGGUCAUGGGCGCCCUCCCGUGCUACUUCUGGGCCAAGCGAAACCCCAAAUCCUUCGACAUCUACGGCUACGCCAUCGCCGCCGGUCUCAUUGCCGGAGAGGGCAUCGGCGGCGUCGUGAAUGCGAUUUUCCAGGUCGCGGGCAUUGCCGGUCCCACGCCGUAUGGGACGCAGGUGGGGUGUCCGGCGUAUUCUUGUUGA